Branchiostoma belcheri (Belcher's lancelet) is the source of this 534-nucleotide messenger RNA. Its product is annotated as leucine-rich repeat-containing G-protein coupled receptor 4-like. NCBI's taxonomy places the organism in Eukaryota, Metazoa, Chordata, Leptocardii, Amphioxiformes, Branchiostomatidae. The record is from RefSeq and is a predicted model, not a curated record. Gene Ontology annotation, molecular function: protein binding. The transcript has 2 exons. The coding region runs from base 1 to 534 and encodes 177 amino acids.
AUGCUGAUUUUCCUUCUCAUCAUCCUGAAGGAGCCCAACAUGCCAGAAGCUGACUGCAGCUGUGCACCAUCAUCACAAUGCAAGUGCAACGAAAUGGGCCUAACCAGCAUCCCUGAGAACCUCCCAACAUCCAUCAAACUCUUAAACCUGGCAAGCAACCAGAUAACAACCAUUCAGAAAGGUUCUUUUCAAAAGCUUCCCAUGCUAGUCUACUUAAACCUGUGUGGUAACAAGAUAACAAUGAUUCAAGCAGGGACAUUUCAAAAUCUACCCAGACUAAACAAGUUGCUCCUGCAUAAAAACCAGAUAACAACGAUUCAGCGUCAUGCAUUCCGUAAUUUACCCCGACUAGAAAAGUUGUUCCUGUCCCACAAUAAGAUACAGUUGGUUAACUUUGCAAAUCUGCCCCGACUGGCACAGUUGUACCUGGACAACAACAAUAUAACGGCAAUUACGUCUCAUACAUUUGAAAAUCUUCCCCGGCUCCAAGUUUUGGACCUCCGGUAUAACGAGUUGUCUCCAGAUAACAUGUAA